Monomorium pharaonis (pharaoh ant) is the source of this 4598-nucleotide messenger RNA. RefSeq lists its product as uncharacterized. Bases 870 to 4241 code for a protein of 1123 amino acids. The transcript has a single exon. The record is from RefSeq and is a predicted model, not a curated record. NCBI's taxonomy places the organism in Eukaryota, Metazoa, Arthropoda, Insecta, Hymenoptera, Formicidae.
UUUUUUGUUUAAAAAAUUAAAGAAAUUUAUAAAAAUGUUUUAUUUUUAUCCACACUGACUUUAUUUUCGGAUAAUAGACUCAUAAUAAUAACAAAUAAUUUAUCAGAAGUUAUACUAGAAGUAACAAUUAAGAUAGUACUGAUGAAAUUAAUGUCAAUACGUCUAACUUACAAUACUGACAAAAUAAAUAUCAAAUGCGUCAAAUUUGACGGUAUUGAUAAAAUAAAUAUUAGAUGCGUUUAAUUUAACGGUACUAAUAAAAUGAAAGUCAGAUGCGUUUAAUUUGACGGUACUGAUAAAAUGAAUGUUGGAUGCGUCUUAUUUGAUGGUACUGACAAAAUAAGUAUCAAAUGCGUCCAAUUUGACGGUAUUGAAAACAUAAAGUUGCGAUGUGUCAAAAUGAUGAUACUGACAUAAUAAUUGUAUGAAACAUCAACUUCAAUAAUAAUGUAUGCGUCAAUUCUGACGAUAUUGUUAAAUACGUAAUGCGAAAAAACAUUUGUUAUUAUUAUGAAUUUUACUUACUGCAUUAAACAGUCAACUUAGUAAAAUAAUAAGUUUUUAAUUAGAUGAUAAUGAAGAAGCAAUGAACUGUAAUUUUUUUGAAAUUAUAAAUUUUGUAACAUUAUUAACAUUUACAUACACACACGCACACACACACACAAACACAAUGUAAAAUUAUAUUUUUUAAUUAUGCUAAUAUUUUAUAAAUAGCUUUAAUUGUUAUGUUGUAAAUAUAUAUAAAAUAAAUAUUUUUUUUUAGACGGCAGUUAUCAAAAAAGCUGAAAGAAGAAGGUGAUGUAAAGAGAACGGACAACGAAUUUGUCAAUAGCCAGACAUCAGUGGCAUCGCUGUUGAAUAAUAACAGUAUGAUAGAUCCAGAGGAUCUUAUUCAAGAAGCAUCACUGGACGUAAGUAAAUUAGAAAGCGAAAUAUGCAUGAAAGAUAUGCAUGAAAAUGUGCAAUUUGACAAAGAUGAUGACGAUAGUCUUGUAAUCGAAAAAGGUCUGUGUAAAAAUUUUAUCCAAGAACACGAGCCUGAAAGUGAUUGCAUUGUAAAUAUGUCUCAUUUUUUGAAAGAAAUGCACAGAACAUUCGAUAACCAUGCGCGAGGAAUAGAGUGCCAAUUUAAAGAUUGGAUACUUAUAAAUUCUCGUCGCUUGGGAUUUUUAACAAAAUUUUUUUUUAAAUGUCGAAUGUGUAACUAUGAAGCCUAUUUUUGGUCGCAUCCGCAAAAAGACGACACAUUAAAUAUUAAUAGUGCUGCUGUAGCUGGAACUAUUACAACUGGAAUAGGCUUUGCCCAGUUACAAGAGCUACAUGCAGCUAUGAAUCUCUCUUGCAUGUCUGAACCAACUUAUAUAAAGUACAGAGACCAAAUAAUUGAUGAAUUUCAAAAAACGGCUAUGGAAAGUAUGAAAAAAGCCGGUGAACUUGAAAGAGCACUCGCUCUUGAAAGGAAUGACGUUAUAAACGGUAUUCCAUAUAUACCCGUUGUAGCAGACGGUUGUUGGCUGAAGAGAACUUAUGGUAGUGGUUAUAAUUCUGCUUCCGGUGUUGGAGCCAUAAUUGGUUACCACACGAAAAAGGUUCUAUUUCUUGGUGUCCGCAAUAAGUAUUGCUCAAUAUGUGAUAUGGCAGAGCGGAAAAAUAUCGAACCAAGAACGCAUAAAUGCUAUAAGAAUUUUGAUCGCAAUGCAAGUUCCACAAGAAUGGAAAGUGAUGCUAUUGCGGAAGGUUUCAAUUGUAGUCUUGAAAUGCAUAAUUUGAUUUAUAAAACGGUUAUUGCGGAUGGUGAUAGUAGCGUAUUUCAAACCAUUCUUGAUAACGCACCAUACAGUAAACAGAUGGUGACAGUAAAAAAAAUAGAAUGCACAAAUCAUUUACUCCGUAAUUUAUGCAAAAAGUUAAAAGCUGUGUCACAAAUAACUCAGCCAAAAACGCAUAGACAGCGUGGUUUUGUACAGGUGCGAAAUAUUGUAAAAAAAAAUAUUUUAAAUAUUCGACGGGAAAUAGAAAAUGCAGUAAAAUUACGAAGAAAAGAACAAAAACCUCAACAUUGUAGAGUUAAAGAAUUACAGGAAGAUAUCUUGAACAUUCCUAGCCACGUUUUUGGCGAACAUAAGCGAUGCGAAAUACGUGGUCAAAUGUGCCAAAGAAAUAAAAAUAGAACAGAAAAAAAUUAUGUAUCAUAUUUAAAGUUAUAUGGUUUGUACCAAAAAAUAGAAAGUGCAAUUUUUUAUAUAAGCGGUUAUUCUGACAGCUUAUUAUUACACUUGACCAAUAAUCCUGCAGAAGCGUUUAACUCAAUAGUCUGUAAAAUGAUUGGUGGAAAGCGGAUUCACUUUGGAAAACGAGGUUCUUUUGAUGCUAGAUCUGCGGGAGCAGCUGUACAAUAUAAUUCACAAGAAAUCCUUACAGAAUUACAUCGAAGUAUGAAUAAGAAUGUUCCACCUGUUAUCGAGAAUCUGGAGAAACAGCGACAAAAAAAAAUUGCGAGAACCAGAGAAUCUCGAGAAGCACAGGGAAGGCAAAAAAAAUUUAAAAGAGAACCAGGAACAGAUAGUCAUUACGGUCCGCAAUCACGAAAACCAGAUCUUCCACCUGAAACAUUCGAGCAACUUCGUCAACACCAUUUAGAAGAGUUGUUCAAAAACGCUAAAAACUGGCAAAAAAUUGAAUCUGAUACCAGACAACAAAGUAAAUCACAAUUAUGGUUAUCAUUGAGACGAAAAAUGUUAACGUCAUCUAAUUUUGGAAGUGUAUGUCGCAUGAGACAGACAACAUCUUGUGCAGGGACAGUAAAAGCUAUUUUAUAUCCUCCGUUCAUUGAUACCGCAGCCGUAAAAUAUGGUUGCGACAUGGAGGAAAUUGCGAAAAAAGAAUUGGCAACAAAAUUAAACAAAUUAGUGAAACCUUGCGGAUUAUUCAUAGAUACUGAAAAUCCAUGCUUGGGUACUACACCUGAUGGACUUCUUGAUGAAAACGGUCUAAUAGAAAUCAAGUGCCCCUUAUCAGCUGAAAAUUUAACAGCAGAAGAAGCAAUAAAAACAAUACCUUUUUUGAAAGGCAUUUUUGAUAAAAAGAAUCCAGAUAAAAUGAAUAAGAAUCAUCGAUUCUUUUAUCAAAUUCAAGGGCAAUUAAAUAUAACGCGACGAGAGUAUUGCGUUUUUGCUCUAUGGACACCAAAAAGCAUGAAAAUGAUUUAUAUAAAUAGGGAUGAUGCUUUUUGGAAAAAUCAAAUGCUGCCAUUCUUAACACGCUUCUAUGAUGAAUGCAUGAUUCCGGAAAUCUUGGAUAGUCGCCAUAACAGACAUAUGCCGAUUAGAGAUCCUGGAUAUAUCAUAGAAGCAAAGAGAGAAGCAGCUAAAAAAGAAAAUAUUCGAAAAAGUUUUCGGCAAAGUACAUUACAUGAAAAUGUUGCUAAUAAGGAACAAGAAACAUUAGAUAUUUUAUGUACAAAAACAGAAAUUACCACUGCUAUGGAGCAAGAUGAUGAUUGCACGUACAUUGGUACAAGUCCUAAGGAUGUAACCAAAGAAGACAAAACAUUAGAUAUUUCAUGUACAAAAGCAGAAAUUGCUGCGCUUGCUCGAGAUAUGGAGCAGGAUGAUGAUUGCACGUACAUUGGUACAAGUCAUAAGGAUGUAACCGAAGAAGACAAAGCAAGACGACAAAUAAAUUUAGAUGAAGUUGUCAUACCAGUUUCUUUGGUGAGAGAAAAUGUCUUGUCUGAUAAUAUGUUAAAUGAUGAGUCGUUAGAUUCAUUUUUACGCGUCAUAAGAGAAACGACUCAAUUUCAAACGCAAAGUGUGCAAUAUCAAGGAUGUCUUGAUUAUAUUGACGCUAGUCAAAGUAACAAAAGCGUACAGAUAAUUGGAGGAAAAAGUCUAUGGACUGGAGACGGAAUUGCACAUUGGCGAUGUAUAUUUUAUGAUGGCACCAAACUUUACGUAUAUGAUAGUAUACCUAAUUGUAAAUACGAUAAGUUGGCAGCUAAAGAGAAAAAUUAUAUACAUCUGCGAUAUCCAAAAAUAAAGCUGAGUGAUAUUAUUUUUGAAAAAGUUGAUACGCAGCCUGAUUCUACAAGUUGUGGAAUUUACUCAGCAGCAUUUGCUACAACUAUAGCCUUAGGUGGCAAUCCGUGUAAUGUAAAAUAUUCCAGAAACAUGAAAAGCAUGAGACAGCACUUUAUGAAAAUUAUAGAAAGUAAUAAACUGCUGACAUUUCCAGAAAGAUAAAAAUAUAUCUUAUUAAAAUUUAAAAAAUACGAUAUUGUAAAAAUAUCACUAAGAUAAAACAUGUUUCAUAAAUUAAACUUUUGUUCAGACGGUACUAGUAAAUUAAAAGCUAGCAGCGUCUAUUUAAACAGUACUUUUAAAACAGUAAUUGUAAUAAGAAUCAGAAGCUUCUGUUUAGACGGUAUUGGCGAAAUAAAUGCUAAAAGCGUCGUUUUAAAAAGCAAUGAUUAUAUUUAAAAUCAGAAGCGUAUCUUGAAACGAUACUGAUUCUUACAAUUAUUUAAAACGGAGAGACGAAAAAAUUUUAUUGGUUGCGUCUCACAAGAAUGGGCGUUGGAAGGGCCCAUUCUAUACAAA